Didymodactylos carnosus is the source of this 1569-nucleotide messenger RNA. NCBI's taxonomy places the organism in Eukaryota, Metazoa, Rotifera, Eurotatoria, Philodinida, Philodinidae. The record is from the annotation of a GenBank genome assembly.
AUGGAAGAGUUGUACCAAAUUGAUCCAUUUUAUUCCGUGUACUACUUCGACAAAUAUGCAGGUCAUAACAAUCUGACAGCUGAAAUGCCUGACACUAGAACUGGGCAAAAACCUCUUGAAUUUUCCGAAUCUGUAUUUCGUGGAGCUUUGCACCCUGUAUUAUGGCUAGACCAGUUCGGUGAUGUACACUGGAACGAUGCAGCAGAGCGGGAAAUGUAUCAAUAUUUACUCAACAAGCAAUAUCCAAAAUUUUCGAAUAUUAAUGAAUCAUCUAGUUCAAGUGAUCGUGCUGAAGCAUACAUAUCCGAUUGUCAGUCCAGACAGUUGAUCAUUUUACCUCAGUGGCUAAAGGGAGGUUUCUUUAGCCGUUAUCACUGUUUUAUUGAACAGUUCGGACAGACAUUAUAUUCUCCCUUGAUGGCUGUUCUUACUCCUAGACUGUUUUAUUUCUCGAAUGCAGAUCAAGAUGAUUACUUAGCCGAAGGCAUCUUGGGCUAUUUGGCACCAAUGUCGCUGUGCUCAGGCUAUAUGCAUCACCCAAAAUUAAAAGAUUUAAGUCUGAACAUAAAAACUUUAACUAAAGAAGAGCGACGAGAAGGUAACAAUUAUGUCAGAAUUGAUACGAUUGAACAACUACGUAGCUCCACAAUCAGAGCUAAGAACAAACAGCUUCUCGUAAUCCCGCACGUUUGGAAGUUUAGUUAUGAGCAUAUACCGCAUCGGCGUUGGCUCUUCGAUUAUGAUCGCAUUGCAGCGAAGCAUAAUAUCCAUUACUAUUCAUCGAUAGCUGAUCUAGUUGAUCAUUCGAAUGAACAUAUCUAUCGUUCAGCAAAUCUGACGUUUAACCCUGAUCAAUGGGAGCCGCGUAAUCGACCAUGGCAAAGCUAUUCAGAUAAUCUACAGAAUUCAAAUUCUACGCUUACAUGGAAAGACAAAGUUUUUACUUCAUUCCUUCGCUACAUGUUUAUCUUAUUUUUUUAUCAACCAGUUCCACGUGUUCAAUUUCUAACGAAGCUAUUACAUCAACAUUGGAUUACCUAUUUGGCUCAUAAAACGAAGCAGACUUACGAGCUAGAGGCGUCAGCGAUGGCAGGAAUAUUUAUUAGACGAGGAGAUAAAAUGUCGGAAGAUUCAUUUUAUCUGAAACAUGGAUAUUGGAGAAACAUCUCGUUAUAUAUCAAAGGCCUACGUGAUGAAGAAAGAAGACGACACUUUAAGUUUACUCCCAUCUUUGUUUUAACAGACGAUGCAGACGUUAUGAGUUCUAUUAUUCAGUACUCGAAUAUAUCUUCAGUGAGUAACGAUGAAAUCUUCGCGCGGAAACAUCUGAGUGGACGGCAAAUAAUCUAUAAUAUAUACGCUCCUCAACGCUGUUUUAAUCCUUUUAAUCGCGUUGGUUUUGAUCAAUUUCUAGUAAAUAUUAAUUUUUUAAUUCAAUAUUCGAAGUUUAUCGUUGGACAUACUGAUUCAAAUAUUGGUAGGUUUUUAGAAGAAAUCAUAUACGCACAAAGCCAGUUAAAUGAGGGUAUACAAACGCAAACAUCCGUGAAGAACGCGCCUGAUACAUAG